Colias croceus (clouded yellow) is the source of this 7759-nucleotide messenger RNA. RefSeq names its product proto-oncogene tyrosine-protein kinase ROS (gene sev). Lineage: Eukaryota; Metazoa; Arthropoda; Insecta; Lepidoptera; Pieridae. The record is from RefSeq and is a predicted model, not a curated record. Gene Ontology annotation, cellular component: membrane; signaling receptor complex. The transcript has 39 exons. The coding region runs from base 1 to 7530 and encodes 2509 amino acids. Gene Ontology annotation, molecular function: transmembrane receptor protein tyrosine kinase activity; protein binding; ATP binding. Gene Ontology annotation, biological process: regulation of TOR signaling; cell surface receptor protein tyrosine kinase signaling pathway; multicellular organism development.
AUGAACUCAUCUCCAGAGCGGAAUGCAGCUAGCGUAGGAAGAUCAUGUUUUGUGUGGCCGAGUGACGGUGCGCGAGAGUGUCGACGGUCGGGCACAAUGAGUGCGCCGCAGAAUUGGCACAAAUGGCUAGUGUUGUCGUUGCUGGGAUUGGCUUUGUCCGCUCGGACAAUUGGUUGCGAUUACAGUUCCAUCACCGAGAAAUUUGGAGCGGAAGCUGUGUCGCGAUGCAACGAAAAAUGCCCAUUCCAGAAUCGCACCGGCGAGACACACUUCGACGUGAACUGUGGAUCGGACUGCAGCGUUCAACAAUGCAGAAUAGGAUGCGGUCUUUGGUUGGAAGGAUUAGAAAUAUCUUGCCAAACGGCUUGUAAUGUCACCUCGGAAAUGGCUCUAUCCAGAGAGCUAUAUUGUGUUAUGGGAUGCAAUGAAGCUCUCAAUACGUAUUUUCAAAUGAUACGAGAUCUUAUAGGCACACCUCCUGCACCAGCUCUAGUCGCUGAUAGUUUAACAGCGACAUCACUUUCUCUAGUUUGGGAGGCCCCGAAUCUUGGGAACCUGAGCUACCUUGUACAGUGGCGAUACGAAGAACUUCCUGGCAGUUGGCAAUACUACUCUAAUUCUAGUCGCUCCGAUAAAUCCAUCAUUAAUGUUGAGAAUUUACGACCAUAUACGAAAUAUCGGUUUCGCGUAGCAAUAUUCCUCUCCGGUCGCAGCAGUGCCGGCGAGCCGGUAUACUCAGCGCCGUCCGUAGUGAUCUCAACGCUAGAGAGUGGCAAGCCGAGUUCUGCUCCCACUGCACUUAGAGCCGCGGCUCCGGAUCCUAGCCGGGUUGCGAUAUCCUGGGAGCCGGGACCCUUUCCUAAUGGCCCUUUGAUAUCAUAUGUACUGCGGCUGGCUGAUACGCAACCGAAUACGGAUGUUCUAGAGGACAUGCCGGCGUCAAACAAAACAUUGUUUUACAUGUUUCAAAAUUUAGCACCAGCGCGGGAGUAUGAAGUUUCUGUGGCGAUGCGUAACGCAGUUGGGGAAGGCCCGAGAGCCUAUGUGCGAAUAUCUACCCCACCCCUACCUACUUCAAUACCUACGCAACAACCGGUUCUUAUUUUGGGAGGAGAGCACAAUAUACUCGCUGCUUCUGCUAAUGACAUGCUUUCAGACCCCAUAGAAUUAUAUAGCACAGAUCAUAAUAUUACAGGAGUGGGUGUUGACAUCUCAAGUAAUUCUCUAUUCAUAUCUGUGUCCAACGGAUAUGUUUAUAGAAGUUCUCUAUCGAAAAAGAACGUUCCAGAAGCAAUUUUGACACCAGAUACCAUAUCUUACAAACCUCUAGAUCUUUCUGUAGACUGGUUGAACAAGCAUUUGUAUAUUCUUGGUGAAGUUCACCACAAAAAUGAAGGAAGCUUAAAUAACGCGAGUACGUAUCCGACUUGGGAAAUAUCGCGUUGUGAUUUCGAUGGAAAAAAUAAAAUGUUCACAUUGGCUGGAUUCCAUUCGCGCCCGAUACAUUUUGAAGUUGACGCUUAUAAUGGAUAUCUGUUCUGGGCAUUGCGUGGUAUGGAGCGAGGUGGUCUAUAUAGAAUCGAUUUGGCAAAUAUUUUAAACGGUGUGCGAUACGAGGCGUCACCAGAACUCAUAGUGCGAGACGCACAUUUGGGAGCUUUUACUGUGGACCACGCUGAUUUUAGAUUACUGGUCGCUCAUUUGCGACGAAAUACUGUGCUGGCAGUUUCUUUAGAUGGGCGCGAAGUAACCGACUUCCGUAGCAACACGCAAACGCCAAUGUUCUUCUCACCGCGUUCAAUCGCGUACGCCAAUGGCCUUUUCUAUUGGACGAACGGCAAAGAAAUGCUCACGGAGGAGUAUCACGCGAAAAGCGAUAGUUACUUCCACAACGAAUACCCUGUAGCUUACAAUACUAAGACUAUAGCGACGAGACAAGUGCUUGUUGCUUUACGAAGUUGUCAACCGAUACCUGUGCCGGUUAAUCCGCCGUUGGGAGUUCAGAGUGUGAUGGGAAUCAAUAGAGCGAAGGUGUCCUGGUCUCCGCCACACUUGUUGGGCCAUCAGGGGAGUGGGGCUUGGCAGCAGUGGACAUUCCACUUGCAGUUGACGCAUGUGGGCACGGGGAACACUAUUGAUAUAAAAGAUAUAAAGGAAUCUACGCGUAUUGUUGAAAAUAUUGAACAGGAUACUGAAUAUGUGGUCAGAGUUGCUGCUGUGACGCAAUCUGGUUCAGGUCCUUGGUCUUCAGAAUUUGUAGGAAAGACUUUGAAAUCUUCACCAACGACUUUACAAAGCACUUUGUUGUGGUCAGGUCCGGAUGGACUUUUACAGACAGAUUUAACUGGAGACAAUUUACAAACUUUAAUUCAUCGACGCGAUCUCGAAAAUCUCAAGAUCAUAGAUAUAUCCUGGUAUCGAGAUAAACUAUAUUUAGUUACAAAUGCAUCCACUGUUAUGUGGUAUAACACAACGACACGCAAGAGAGACUUUAUGCCCAAUAUGGAAAACGUUGGAAGUUUGGCUGUAGACUGGGUCGGCAAGAAGAUAUAUUGGUCUAAUCCGAAACAACAGCUGAUAACACGUGGUAACUUCGACGGUAGUAAUAGAGAGCCAGUACCCAUAGUCACUGUGGCUAAAGAGCUCACAAUCGAUUCUUUGGGAGCCUACAUAUAUUGGAAUACAGGACAUGCUGUGGAGGCUGCGAGACUUAAUGGCGAAAAUAAACUUAUAUACUAUCCUGCUCAAUUAUUUAGCGGAAAGCAAGUGAUGGGUCUCACAGCAGACUUAGAAAACAAAUGGCUCUACUGGCUCGUAAGAAGCUAUGAUGGUUCCGAACUGCAUAGAGCAUUAACAGCUGACAGAAUUGCUCCUGGCGUUUAUGAAAUUUCCGGAACGCUAGUAAGCCGUUUAUCUGGUACGGCCACACUGGGCCCGCUAUGCUACUUUAGUGGCAGACUGGUGUGGGUGCAGGACGCUGCUCGGGCCGUUGUAUCUGAUCUUGCAGGGAAAUAUACUGCGGAGCUUAUACCUAGAGUGCAUGUUAUUGCUGUGCGGGAUCCGACGCUGCAUGAUGGGAGUGAAUCAAUAAUUGCGAUACCAGAGACAAUAAAUUCAUCGUCAAUCGCCGUGGAAGGAGAAUGGGAUAAAUUCAAUGUGACUUGGGCACCCGCCACCAGGGUUAAUGUGAAUAAUAGCCGCGUGUACUAUGAUGUUAGCUUGCAGUUCCCGGGACAGUACAAGAUUGAGAAAACAGUGGAGGUGCCGUAUAUAACCGUGCGGUCUCGUCGUAUCGAACCGUACAGUGCGGUGGAGGUGUCGGUGCGUGCGCACACGCAGUGGGGCGGCGGGCCGGCGGGCCGCGCGCGCGCCCGCUCGCCCGCCGCGCCGCCCGCCGCGCCCACCGCGCCCAGGCUGUAUGUUCAACCCGCUAAUAGCGGCGGCGCAAACCGCGCGACAUUCCGCUGGCACGCGCCGCUCCGCAGCAACGGCGCGCUCCUGGGCUACGAGGCGCAGUGCUGGGCGCUGGCGGGCACGCGGCCCUCCGCGUGUGCGCCCGCGCGCCUGCCGCCCGCCGCCACGCAGCUCGUGCUCACCGACCUAGUGCCCGCCGCUACGUACUUCUUUCAGGUCCGUGCUUAUACUGACGCUGGAUAUGGCCAGUAUUCUGAAAUUGUAUCAGCUUCGUCUGAUGAAAUUAAUCCUAUUCCAAAAGUUAUGAUAUCAUCACAAGAAUCAAUCAAAAUUGUCGACUUGGAUUCAAAUGAAAGUGAAAUUAUUCCUAAAAGUACAGGAGUGCCUAUUGAUUUUGCUAUAGACAUUGAAGAAAAUAUUGCCUACUGGGUUAACAAUCUUGAAGAAAUAUUUUCUGCUAGAAUCAACGGCAGUGGACAUUACAAACUUACUUCAACGAACGGUAAAGCGAAAAGCAUGUGCGUAGAUUGGGUCAGUCGAUCUAUAUACUGGACGCAAGAAGAGAACCCAUCUCUUGAAACUCAUAUUUUGUACCGAGCUGACUUGGGUCUUCCUAAUACCAGGCCGAGUAUCACGAGGGUAUUGAAGAGAGAACAAGCAAUGUAUAGUUUACAGAUUGUACCGUUAACGCGGACUCUUUACUGGUACGAAGAAAGUAAUCACACCGGAUUUGGAACUCUUAUGACCUCGAAAAUAGACGGUUCUGAUGUUAAAACGUUCUUCAAUAAUUCAGAAUACACCGAUUCAGACUCUUCCUUCAGAGAGGAAUGUAGUUGUCCAGAAAGUCCUCAAAUAGCCAAAACGUUUGUGAUUGAUUUAACAAGUGACAUUGAAAUUUAUUGGAUCGAUCCUUGGUCGUAUAGAAUUAUUGCAUCAGAUAUUAAAGGCUGCAAUUGUAGAGUUGUCGUGGACGCCACCGAGAAAAAGAAAUAUGGUUUCGUGCCUAUGUCCAUAACGGUUGACAGUAAAUACGUAUACUGGUACAACUCUUCAGACAGAUCCAUAUUUUACACAAACAAAAUGAAAAAGAAUAAAAUUGAACAGGUCAAAUCUUCAUUCGGGUACAAAAUAAUGGCCUUAGAUGCAGCGAACCAACCGUACCCACCGAGGCAAUGUUUAUUUCCGAACGCACAAAAGCUUAUUCCGAAGGUGUUAUCGACCUCAGCGAAUAGCAUAACAAUACAGUUGCCAUCCAUAACAAAGCCGAGCCGAUGUAGCGAAUUGGAAUAUGAAAUGACAUCUAGUGAAUACACAAUAAUGUACCGCUUAUAUUCAAAUGACUCUACUCCUUGUGAUAAAGAAACUUGUUUGCGUAUAACUACAACGGAUUCAGAUGUUGAAAUAGCGGGUUUAAAGCCAUUCACUAAUUACACAGCUCAAAUAGAAGUGACCAAUUACUAUGCGAGGUUACAUGAAGUGAAGCCACUCUUAGGUCCUAUGCUAUUGAUGCAGACUGCUGCAGAAGCACCAACCGCACCUAAAGACGUGAUCGGUACAGUUCUAAGUCCGGUGCUAGCUCGUGUAGAAUGGACACCAGAGCCUGGCUUGUGGUACGAGUUGCACUGGAGAACUGAUGAUUCGCCGUUUUUACCCAAUCGUUUGAAAGAGCACAACACGUUCGAGGUGUCGUCGGGCGGGCGCGCGGACAUGUCCCGGCUGUCGCCCAGCACCGCGUACACGGUGUGGGUGCGCGCGCGGUCACGCCACUCGGCGGUGUCGGCCGACUCGCUGCCGCUGCGCCUGCGCACCUACCCGCCGCCCGACCCCGUAGCGCUGGGCCGCACGGGGCCGUAUCGCAUGGUGGUGGCCUGGCCCCCGCCCACUGCCUAUAGAGUGCAUCGAUAUGCGGUAGAAUACAUUGAAGCUAGUGGAUCAAGCGAUACGUGGUUACAAUGCGAAGAAACCGGCAAAGCUGAAUGGACAGCGAAAGACUUGAAACCAAAGACCCGAUACCGUUUCAGAGUUUGUCUGCAUUAUAUGAAAGACUCUCCGCCGUACUAUUGGCCACUAGAUGAUAGAUACACAUUUGAAACUGAAGGCGACGUGCCGGGCCCGCCGGGCGCGCUGCGUGUAGAGGCGGUGGGCGACAAGAUGCUGCGCGCGCGCUGGGCCGAGCCCGAGCCGCACGGCCUGCCCGUCACACUCUACCGCGUGUGGGGCCGACCCGCCAACAGGGUUAACUAUGUAGAAGACAAUUCGACGAGAAACAUAAGCGAGCUGUCAGCAGAUUUGCCAAGUGAUAUAGAUGACGAAAUGAAAAUGCGCAUUCUUCGCGAAGGACUUGAACUACUUUAUACUGGACCUGAGUCGUACUGGCUGGUUGACGGUCGGCAGAUAGCGGGCGCGUACUGGGCGCGCGUGCAGGCCCGCAACGCGCGCGGCUGGGGCCCGCUGUCGCCGCGCGCCGAGCUGCUGGCCCGCGCGCCCGCCCGCCCGCCCACCGCCGCGCUCGCGCUGGCCGCCGCUGCGCUGCUCGCCCUCGCGCUGCUGGCCGCUGCGCUCUUCUAUACCUACAAUAAGCGGAGUAAAAAGAAAGCAGCUCUAGAAAAUCAGCUAACAUCGCCGGUUUUGCGAAGAGGGCCAGACGUCGAACUGGCGACUUUACGCCAACUACCUAUUAGACAUUCCACUAAUAUUCUAUACAACCAGGGUGUACACUGUCCAUCGGACGCAGAAUUAGCCGCAUUACCGCAUAUUCGGCGCGAACAAAUCACACUUACUAAGUUCCUUGGUUCCGGGGCUUUUGGCGAAGUGUUCGAAGGACUAGCCAGACAGAUUGACAAUAAUGCUGGCAACACUAAAGUUGCUGUUAAGACUCUACGAAAAGGUGCAACGGAGCAGGAAAAGACGGAAUUCUUAAAGGAAGCGGCACUGAUGUCAAACUUCAAACACGAACACAUCCUGCGACUGCUUGGAGUGUGUCUCGACAAUGAUCCCAAUUAUAUCAUAAUGGAGCUUAUGGAGGGAGGAGACUUGCUCAGUUAUUUGAGAGCUAAAAGAUCUUCAUUGGGGACUCCCGAAUCCCUAACCUUGCUAGAUCUUCUAAACAUGUGUGUUGACGUCACAAAGGGAUGUCGAUAUCUGGAAGAGAUGCACUUCGUCCAUAGAGACUUGGCGUGUCGGAACUGCCUCGUGGCGUAUCGAGAUGGUCGCAGAGUUGUUAAGAUUGGAGACUUUGGACUCGCUAGGGAUAUAUACAAGAAUGAUUAUUAUAGGAAGGAAGGGGAAGGUUUACUUCCAGUACGAUGGAUGGCAGUAGAGUGUUUAGUGGACGGAGUGUUUUCGUGUCAGUCAGAUGUGUGGGCUUGGGGUGUACUCUGUUGGGAGGUGCUGUCGCUGGGCGCGCAGCCGUACCCGGGGCGCACCAACCGGCAGGUGCUGGGCUUCGUGCGCGCGGGCGGCACGCCCGACCGACCGCCCAACUGCCCCACGCAGCUGUACGAGCUGCUCCAGAAGUGCUGGAGCUACAGCGCGGAGGCGCGGCCGUCGUUCCGCGAGUGCCUGUGUGCGGUGACGUCACUGCGCGACUCCGCCCCGCGCGCCCCGCUGCCCCCGCCGCCCGCCGACCCCGCGCACCACUACCUCACGCUGCUGGGGGACGAUGCUGUCGACAACCGCACCUAUCUGCUCGACGAGAAUGACAACGCCUGUUUAGAUGAAGACUUCCCAGAACAACAGAUGGAACCAUCGCACUUGCUGCCGCAGCGGACACCGAAAUACUUAGAGCUCAUGUACGACAGUGACUCGCCGUCCGGCACAAUAUGCGACGGCUACGAAAUACCAAGAUCUCCGCUCACAUACGCGCCAUUCUCGCGACAUUCCAUAGUAGGAGUAGCACCCAAUAGGCUAAUAAAACCCCCCUUGUACAGAACUCAUUCGCUCAGAACUAACGUGAGGCCGCCAAACGCCACAAUAAUCCCUCUCAGAAACGGCAUCGUGAAACGCGCGUCUCUGUGCGAAGGCGUGCAGAGUUCCUUCACGAGAGAGCCCAGACCGAGCUCGUCCCAAUCUCGACAAGAAGACUUCGACAAACAUAUAUUUAAGACUCCAUUUUAAACUGUGAUAUUAGGCAAUUUGUAAUCAUUAUUCCACCGAACUAUUCGCUUAGUGUUUAAAUUAAAUAUUUAUUUAUUUAACGAUUUGUAAAUAAUGUCUCGUUGUAAAUAUUAGUAUAGGGUAGGGGAGUUGGGAUUGUUGAGUACAAAUCAAAGAUGUUUUCAUAGUAAUGCAUUUAUUUGUAAACUAUUAAGAUAGUAUCUUAUAACAAUAAAUUUAUGUACGAUUC